AUGGCCUGGGGAGUAUUGGAUGACAAGCGGACACCCUUUCCAUAUGGGACCAUAAUUCUGGAUCGCGUUGAUUUGGUAGAACAACAACAGCAGAAUCCGGGCAGCAAAGGUACAUCGAAGGAGGCUAUCAGCACAGUUCUCCACCCUCAGCCAUCGACAUCACCCAAUGAUCCUCUAAACUGGUCGCUCACUGUGAAAGCGAGCCUUCUCAUGACGCUCAUCGUAACCGUCACUGCCAUCGGAGGAAUUCACGGCAUGUUAGGGACGGCAGGACGCAUAUUGGCCGAGGAAUAUGACGUGAGCUAUGCAAAUCUGGUUCGUACAUUGCAAGCCCCUUCGAUUGCUGCGGGAGCGAUUGCCUUGUUUUUUUGGUCCGCUGUCGGUGCAAUCUGGGGCAAGAGGCUACCCAUCAUGGUUGCGGUGAUUGUGAUCUGGAUCACAAUGUUCAUCGGAUACUUUGCAAACUCGCUGGCCUUUUACAGAGCGUUGAGCGUGGCCAGUAGUGUCUUCGGAUCCGCACCCGAAUUGCUCAUCGCGCCAGUCAUCACGGAUCUGAGCUUCGUGCAUCAAAGAGGGAAAAUCAUGGCAAUCGUUUCAGUGGUUACACUUAUUGGUAUGGACUCUACUACUGUUAUCUCAGGCAACAUCAUAGAAAAUUUGGGUGUCAAGUACCUAUACAUCGUCAGCUUUGGCGUUAUGGGGGUGUUGCUGUUCAUGAACCUUUUUCUCCUUCGCGAAACAACUUUUCACCGGGGGAGAAGUGAAACCAACCUCAUCAGAAGCUGCGAUCGUGUUUAUGACAGCGCUGUCAAAAACCCUCUCGUCUGGGGUAAGGUCGGUUCUGAUUUCUAUACGCCAAAGGAACAUUUGCACGGCCAAGUGCCCGAGUCUCCGGCAGCGGAGCCAAAACGUCCCUGGACAUGGUAUCUUCGUGUCUACUAUGGACGAGCUUCGAGCGGAAGUUUCAUCAAGACUUUUUUUCAGCCCUUCUCACUGCUCAUCUUCCCAUCCGUGCUCUUCAGUGCGAUGAUGAAUGGUGUAAUACUUACCUGUUCUCUGAUCAGUGGCGUAAUCUCAGCACAAGUGCUACUCUAUCCACCAUACGAUAUUGAGCCCAAUAAGCUUGCAUAUCUGAGCUUACCAGCAAGCGGCGCAGCCUUCAUUGCGUCUGUCGUAUCCGGCUAUUUGAGCGAUUGGAUGAUAAGGUGGAUGUCGAAACGGAACGGUGGCGUAUAUGAACCAGAGUUCAGGCUACUCAUGCUCAUUCCUGCAGUCAUCCUUUCAACUUCGGGUUUCCUGAUACUGGGGCCUAUGUACAAGCGUUACGCGCCUGUGUGGCAGAUUGUGCUUGCAAACUUGCUCUUCAGUGUUGGUAUGCCGUUUGGGACUUCAGCUUGCACGACAUACAUAUUGGACACGAUGCAAAAGCGGUCGAGUGAAGCAUUUGUGGCUGCAACAUUGUUCAAGAGCUUGCAUGGCUUUCUGGCUACUUAUUAUGUGCCUGGGUGGUUUGCAAACAACGGUGCAAAUGCUACAUAUCGAUCGCUGGCAAUCCUAAACAUGGCGUUUGCAGCGUUGGCAAUUCCGGUGUAUUGUCUCGGGAAAAGGUGGAGAGGUGUGGUCAGUCGCAACACGUUUCUAAGAAAACAUUUCGACCAGGACUUGUGA
Verruconis gallopava is the source of this 1668-nucleotide messenger RNA. RefSeq lists its product as uncharacterized. Gene Ontology annotation, molecular function: transmembrane transporter activity. The coding region runs from base 1 to 1668 and encodes 555 amino acids. Gene Ontology annotation, biological process: transmembrane transport. The transcript is spliced from 2 exons. NCBI's taxonomy places the organism in Eukaryota, Fungi, Ascomycota, Dothideomycetes, Venturiales, Sympoventuriaceae. The record is from RefSeq and is a predicted model, not a curated record.